GCCAAUGCCGCCACCUAUAAGCUGUCAACAAGCGUGUCAAGGGAGACAAGGAGAUACUUUCAUGGAUGGUGCGCGAGGGAGGAUAUUGUCCAGGUCCGCCACUCCUGUGGACACCAGCAGUGUGGCAUUUGGCCCAGCCUUGGUGACUGCUGGGCGCGAUGGCGGCGGCGGCGGUGGCGGCGGCGGCGAUGGCGAUGGGGAAGACGACGAUGGCGAUGGGGGAGACGGCGAUGGCGAUGGCGGUGGCGGUGGCGGUGCCCCCACUCCUCGACGCCGCACGAAGCUCAUGCCUUCUCACUUUCUAGGGCUUGGACAUUUUGCCCUAGCUAGCCCCCGCAAAGAUGAAGAACAACAACGAGAGCACCAGUGGCAUUGCAGGAGCGCGCACCUCGCAUUUCACCAUCAAAUACAAGGCUUAUGGGGAUCAGCCGCCGCCUCCCAGCGUCAAGGUAUUUUUCCCCGCGCACCUGUAACUUGUAACUUACGCUCCUCUCUCCAGAAGCGCCCCAGCCAACACAUUCGAGAAGCGCUGGAUCCGCCUCUUGCUCAGCGAGAUGGAGUUAUCCGUCCAAAGCCCUGCAUUGUCAACAAGCACAACUUUGCCGAGCAGCGCCACCAAAUCGUCUCCUCGGUACCGGAAGACGAGCCACUGUUCCAGCCCUUCCCACCGGAGGUGGUUUUUACUGGUUACCAUGCCUUCAAGAAAUAUGCCACUGUUCUUCAGCUGCGUAACAAUGAUAAGGUGGUGCGAAGAGUCCAGUUGUUGUCCGAGGAUCCCCUCCUGACAGUAGAGUUGCUGCAAAGUGGGGAUCAGGCUGUCUACUCGGAGAUUGGCUCCAGCAAAGUGGCGUGCGGGAUGGAGGUCUCCUACACAAUAGCUUUCGUCCCGGAAAGUGACGGGGACUACAUGUCGGAGCUUCUGGCCGUGACUGAUAGAGAGAAGUUUGUGAUUCCUGUCAGAUGCGUCGGCUUGAAACCCAUGGUGGACGUUCCAGAUGAGAUCAUUUUUCCUCCCACACCUGCAAAAUGUUCCUAUAAAAAGAACGUUAUGAUACAUAAUGUGGGAAAGAAGAAGGCUGUUUUCCGACUCAGGACAAGCGAGUUUUUCAGGGUCUCACCACCCACACAUAACCUUGAUCCGGGAGAAUUCUUUCAGUGCUGCGUCUAUUUUUUCCCUCGGCGAGUAUGCACUUAUGAAGGAGAGCUAGAAAUUACCUUCAAGGAGAAUGGCGACCAGCUUGUCUCGCGGCUAAUUGGAGCUGGCACGGAGUUAAACGUUGGCCUCUCCACAGGUGUGAUCGCAGCAUCUACGACGUAUAUCAGGCGAACUUCGCAUGUCACUUUUCAAGUUUUCAACAACUCCUCUUCUCUCGCUUAUUUCUUGUGGCCCAAGUACGUCCAUUGUUUGAAAACAACAUUUAUAAAGGUGAUAAAGAGGGGCUUCGAGAGCUUUGCUUCUAAAGAAGAACUGGACGAAUACGUUCAGCAGGUUGGAGACUAUGCAAGGGAUCUACCGCCACCAGAUGCACUUGUCACGUCGGAGGAGGAUGAGCUUCUGUCGUCCAGUAUAGAUAAGGCGUUUACCAUAACACCAGCCAAAGGCGAAGUAUGGCCUGGGACGCUUGUAGAGAUCACGGUGACCUUUUGUCCUCCGAAACCUCUACGGUACUUGAGCACAACGUAUUGCCUUAUCUCAGGAAAAUCAGAUGCAGUACCGCUGCAGCUACAAGGGCUAGGCGUGGGUCCGCUCGCACAGUUUUCGCCCUGUGAGCUUGAUCUGGGAGAGCUCUGUUUAUAUUCCGUCAACAAGUUCAGUGUUGCUCUUGAGAACCUUGGGGAGCUGGAUGCUCACUUUAGGCUGAUGGAGGCACUGUCAUCUCCUAUGAUAACCUUUACCUUUGAGCCCGAUACCGGGACCGUUGAGCCUAAUGACUUUUUGGCAAUCACAGUCAAAGUUUGUGGCAGCCUCAUGGGAACUUUCAGCGAAAAGUUUUUGUGGGAGGUUACAGACUCAAUCCACACGCUGUCACUGGCAUUCAGAGGAAGUAUUAUUCGGCCCUCAUUUUCUGUCGACACGACUGAACUAGACUUCGGUCCUCUUUCGUACGGUUUGCUGUCCGUAAGGUACGUUACUGUGACCAACAGCAGUCCGGUUUCUUUACCUUUCCAGUUCCGGGUUCUACAACCUGAGAGUGGGUCACAAGAGUUCACAGUGACGCCAUGUUAUUUUAUACUGGGGCCUGAGGAAAAGAAAAUCGUUUCUAUUGAAUUGGUUCCAUGGGAGGAGAGAAGAUAUGCCACAGUGAUAAGCCUAGAUAUACCCAAAGUUGGCAAAGAUUUUGCAACGAUUCCUGUGCAAGCAAGAUGUUUAGUUCCAACGGUCACUAUAUCAUGCGAUUGCUUGGAUUAUGGAACGUGCUUUCUGCGUUAUGGCUACACCAAAACAUUGAGCUUGAUAAACGAUUCCCUGGUGCCCGCGAGAUAUGAAAUCCAAGCACAAGAAAAGGAAACGGAGAAUCUUGCUAUCUUGCGGCUGAAAGCUGAGAGUGGUUUUAUAGAGGCUGGCUCGAGCUUACCGCUGGAGUUUACACUAUCAACUGUGGCUCUUGGUGACGUUAGUCUUUCUGCAAUCGUCAGCAUAUCCGGGAAAGAGUAUACUCAUUAUCUAAUCAAAGUCCUGGCAACCUCGGUUGGGCCCAUAAUUAAGAUUGAAAAACCAAUUAGCAAAAAGCUCCAUUCAGCACGGCAGCAGACAGAAGAGGCAGAUACCGAGUGGGUACCUGCUCUUGAUUUUGGGAAAGUUCAGGUUCUCAGAGAUCAUCAUCUCAGUGUCGUCUUAAGAAAUGCGUGUUGUAUUCGUGCACCGCUCAAGAUUUCUCUUGGGAAAAAGGAUUCCAUGUACCACUUGAAUCUCAGCGACGUGCCUCUGGACCCUUUUGAAGCUGUGGAGUUGAAGGUCCGGGCCUAUAUGGAUGAUGCAGGCAAAUUCAAUGACAAGGUGACAAUACUUUUCGAAGGUGGCGAGUUGUUCAUUCCGCUGUCGGCUGUAGGAGUUGGCUCGACUUUAGUUUGCAAAGAGUUUCAAGAAGGUUUUGUUCACUUUGGUGAUCAAUUCACGCUACGGCAUUUCUCCUACACCAUUGAGGUACAAAACAUGGGCAGAAAGCCACAGACGCUGGCUUGGGAUAACGACACCACCAGGAAGCAAAGGGCUAUCAACAAAUCCUUGGCAAUGGAGGCAGCUGACCAGAAAAAAUCGGGCAACAAAAAGACCGCUCUGGUCGUCCCAGAACCUGUACCCGUCUUUACUAUCACACCCGACAAGACAGUCAUCAAGCAAUACUCGCCGUUCUCGCUCACUGUCUCAGGAUACACCACAAAUCCAGGCCAUAUCCAAGAGGAUUUUACGUGCAAAGUCACCAGCGCAAAAGACAUGUACUACCUCAAGAUUUCGGUGGAUGCGGACAUGGCCGCAUUGACACUCGUAUUUUCUGAAACUACGCUGAAGUUUGUUCAGAACAAUGGUUGGGGAAAGGACGGUCCUCACGAGCUCAGCAGGACCUUGACUUGUGAGAACGUUUCCAAGUUGCCUCUUACGUUCUCCCUAGCAGUGAAGCCUCCUUUUUCAAUCAACCAGGCGGAAUGGACUCUACGAGCGGGUGGCUCCGGCAGUGUUGUGGUCUCACUUGAGAAGCAAGACAUUGCAGAAAGGCACAGCACUGUGCUUUAUGGUAAAUUGGAUAUCCUCUACACGGGUACCUUGGAAAGGAACGGUAUCGAUUUGAUAGCACAUAUCAACUAUCCCAACCUCUCUGUGAACCAGAGCAGUCUGGAUUUCGGGUGCAUCUUGGAGUUAACAUACAAGAGGAUGCACAUUGAGCUCAAAAACUCGAGCGCCCUUGACGUGUGGUACAGCUGGAUGCUUGAUGACGGGUAUGGUGACGGUAUUCAUGUCUCUCAAAAUAUACUCCAGGAUAGCGGGGGCCUCAAAAUUCCUACAAAUUACAUUUUUGAUAUUCUUCCUGUGAGAGGGUACCUUGAACCAGGGGAGCAAGAAACAGUGGAGGUGUCUUACUAUGGGCAUUGUGGAUAUCAAUGUCAAGUGUCGGCUAUAUGCGAGGUGAAAGGCGGCCCGGACUACAUUGUCGCAUUAAGCGCCGAGUCAGGAACCAUCGCGCAUGCUCUCAGUCGCGUGGCUCUAGAUUAUAAUGUCCAGCCUUUCAAUAAGGCCUCAACCAAGGAGUUUACGUUAUCAAAUCCAGGGAAGGUACCAUUUAAGUUUGAGAUCGAUUUGGGUGUUUUGAAAGGGGAUGUUCUAAGAGAAGUGACUCCCAUGACUGGCCUGUUGGGACCAGGUACAGAGCAGAAGUUUGCUGCAUCUGUUUAUCCUGGGCUUCCUGAAAAGUUUAUGGACAGUUUCACCAUUCAGGUUGCACAUUUCGUACCCACUACUAUCUCUAUUCUAGGCUCUGGCGCCUUUCCUCAUAUCCUUCUGGAUACAACACGGGUUAGAAGCCACAAAUAUUUGAGCUUAGCAGCGGAAGCGUUUCAUAAUGCGUAUAUGGCCAUGAAGACUACUCCAGUAGUUUCUGCCCGUUCCAAUUCGGUCAGAAUGUCUACAACCGCUAUAAAUGACCACCAAGGACCACCUCUAGUGGAAGCUCAACAUCCUGGAGGCGAGCAAGUGUCAGUCGUGAGGGAAGUCGGUACAGCUCCGACUACUACGGGAACUGUAGGAGACGAAUGGGUGCUGGAAACAACAGGAAACGAGGUGCUGUCUUUUGGAUCGGAGGUUUUACGUGCACCUUCAAUCGACCAAGUGGAUUCUGAGAUUGACCGUCUUCUUUUCAAGGAACACCUCAUUCAUGAAAACAAAGAGACUCUGGAUAUCCAUAAGUUUGUCUUGAACACGCACAUUUGCGACUUCGAGAACGUGACACUUGGUGAAACAACGCAGAAGACUGUGAAGGCUACAAAUGACGGGCCUUUGCCAGUGACGUUCAAAAUAAACAUGGCAAGUGUCAAAGCCAAAGGCAUCACGUUGGAUCCCGAUCGCCUGAUAACGCUACCCCCGGACUCUCCAAAGAGUUCAAUGGAUUUGGUCUUCAAAAUGCGAACGGACUUGCCUAGAUUUCCAGCUGGCCCACUUGAGUGCUCCGUGCCACUUUUCAUUAAAGAGGGCCCUCAACUGGUGUUGGCAUUCACGGCGCAUGUAAGCAAACCUGUUCUGGAGGUAUCCCAUGAACACCUUGACUUCGGCGCGGUUCAGUUUGGCCAGUGUAAAAUUUUGUAUCUCCGGCUUUUCAGUAGAGGCGAAGUGCCUUGCAUCUGGACUGCAGCUAAACCGGAUCUAGGCAGCUGUGAUAUUCACGACUCUACCGCUUUCACCUGUGAACCGGAGACGGGAGUGAUUGAGGCCCACAAAUAUGUCGAUCUAAAGGUCCAGUUUAUUCCCACGCAAAAGAAGAAGGCGUACUUUGCCGUUUUUUUUAUUGAUCUGCUGCACAACCCAGUCGAGCUUAAAUUCGCGUGCAGAGGUCACAGCUACGUGCCAAUAUUUACACUCGAGCCAUCGAUUAUUCAGCUCGGACCAAUACUUCCGAACGCUCCUGAAGCCGCUGAGAUCAAAUACGUGAUCUACAACAACGCUGAAGAGCCAGUGGAGCUUUACUCACUUGCGUUUGAUCCAGACUAUGUGAAAGAGGAAGAAAUUCUCAAGACGGUGGAAGGCUACAACGAGCAUGAUCAACUGUUCCUUGAGCGCCGCAGUGCUGGUCAACCUUUCUGGUCCCAUCUCAAACCUGGAGGCUCUGCAAAGCAAGAGGCCUUGCAACAACCUCCAACACAACCAUCUCCGCUUGAGGCAGCAGGAAAGGCAGGCAAAAGUCCAUCUGGUUCUGCUCCAGAUGUCUCUGAAAAGCCUUUGGUUUCCCAUGCCAAGAAACUCCUGAUUAUGCUACUUGGACCUCCAGCGGUUGGCAAGUCGACACAGGCAAAGCAGCUGAGUCGGAGAUUCAGUUGCCCAGUCGUGGCUAUGGAUGACAUGGUCGCUUUAACUUGCACAAACCGGAUGUCCUCCACGGCAGACGGAAGCAGUGGCACCCAGGCGUCCGGGAGUUCUACUGCAUCUGUGGAAAUCAACGACUUCGAAAAGGAUCUGAUAGCAACACUGAGGAGGAAACUUGAGAGCUCCGAGUGCAUCUACGGAGCUGUGUUUGAUGGACUCAACUCCCACUACGCGACGACUGUCUCGCUCGCCAAAUGCAUCCUCUAUGCUGCCGGACUGGAACCAUAUGAUCCAGAGAAUCCUCAAGACGACGGGAAGAAAAAAGGUGGCGGUGAAAAGAAGAAGGCUCCUGCACCUCCCAAAGGUAAGAAGGCAGAGGAAGAACCUACGGGGCCUCCUAUCUUUCCCAAGACGUUCUGGAAGGGCGAGGCUACAGUAUACGCAAUAACUUUGAAGGCUCAAAGAAGUGAACUAUCGAGGCACUACCAAACUGUUCCCGACCGUGACCAGUGCAAGAAGAAGGUUUACGUGGAAACAGCGGCAAAAGAAAGUCAGGAAACGGAACCUGCUGGGGAGCCGCCACCGCCACCUGCGUCCGAGCCAGAAACCCCAACCUUGGCAUCGGAAGUCCUGAACCAUGUCAAGUAUUAUCCAUAUGUGUCUCUAUUUCCCAGUGAGGAAGAGCUUGAUAAGUACUAUGCAUCGGAGACAGACGUACAAAACCUUUUGGGUGGAGCCAAGGCUGAAAGUCAUGAAGAAGGAGCAGGGACUAAUAGAGUGGCUUGCGUUGCUAUCAAUGCACUUCAGAACGUGGGGCUUGUUUAUGAGGAGGAGCUCCAUUUUCUUCCAGACAUGGAAAAUGUAGCACCGCUUCCACCUGCAGAGGUGCUUCAAGUGGUGAAGCGACCGCACAGGCGAUCAAGUUUCAUCAGUGAUCCCAGCAGCCUUAAGUUCGCCUUUUUCACCAGCAUGGUGGGUGAAGAGGAGGACAGCUCGGGGGAUCCCACGGCGCAAGGAAAGAAGAUCAAAGGGGGAGCAGAGAAAGCAGCAGGCUUGCAGAGCGAGAAGUACCAAAUCAUGCUCAAGAGGAAGACCGAAUAUUUCACUCCGCUGGAGGCGCUGCCAGAGGGGCACGAGAUGCGGACGCGAUGGGUGGUGAAACCGCAGCAACGCGUGGAGCUGCUGUUGCGCUUCUGGUCUCAGACCGUGGGGGAGUUCGAGCAAAAGUUUGUGUUUGAAGGCCUCAACGGUAACCAUCAAGCCCGUCUUAUGUGCAAAGGAGUGUGUGCUGAACCACAGAUUGGUUGCUUUUAUCGACACGUUAAACUUCCCAACACAAAGGUGACGCCCACGCAGAAGCUCCAGAAGGCGUUGUUUGUGUCGGACAGGAUUCUAGACUUCGGUCCCCUUCCAACCGGAAGAACAGCCGACGGUUUUCCGAAUCUGCCAGACUCGGAGCACUGCAAGAGGCUCGAGAUUCGUAACAUCGGCCUCUUCGACCUGCAUGUCGACUUUGACGUUGGUGAAGGCAGCGAGGCACCUGGUGCUGGUGGUGCUGCAGGCAAGAAGCCGGCUGCCAAGGGUGGCAAGCCACUCUUUAUGCUCAAUCCCCUUGGAAUGGAUCUGAAAAUCAACGACAAGCAGAUGCUGAGUAUCUACUGCUACCCGCCUCAGGGACAACUUGGCCCACUGGAAGGAAGAAUGGUGUGCAGGAUCAGGGAUAAUCCUCAGCCUCUGGAAUGCAAGGUGAUUUGCCUUGCAGACACCCCUCGGGUAGACGUUGACUGCAAGGACCUGGUGUUUGAGCGCCUCUUGCUCGACCGUGAAGUGAAGAAAUCCAUCAUCAUAAGGCAUGCAGCCAUUUUAUGUUUCCCGCUGCUGACACUUGUUGUAAUCUCCAGAAAUAUAUCUGCGUUGCUUCUUUUCUGGAAAGUUGUCGGGCUGGAAAAUGAACCCCCCGAGCUUGCGUUCUCAGAGACAUCCGGUAGCUUGUGUGCCUUGGGCAGUGCGACAGUUGAGGUCACGUUCAAGGCGAUCCAGGAGAAGGUGUUCAGCCAGAAGUUGAAGCUCCAGGUUUUCGAGGCGAAAGACGCCGUCAAAUUCAACCAGGAGCUUCCAUUGAGUAUCACUGCUGAGGCAUACAAGAUUGACAUUGCGAUCAAAUAUCCUAGCCCACCAGAAGACAUGCCUCCCGACGGUGGCUUCAACUAUGGCACACUUAGAGUCGCCCAAGAUUCUCUCAAAUCGCUCACCAUGGACAACAAAGGCAAGUACAAGGUCGACUUCAAGUUCGUCCACAAAACGGCGCUCACGCAGGAGCUCUUUACAAUAACCCCGCCUGGGGGUACUUUAGAGCCCAAGAAGCAGCAAAAGGUUGACCUGCACUUCAACAAGGAGAAGACGCUGCAAAGAGAGGUCGCACUUAAAGGGAGCCGGGACGUGGAGCUGCACCUUAUCGAGUGCUUGACUGGCAAAACGGAGCAGAUAAUUCCUAGUGUAGUAACAGUCCACGCAGUGCAUUCCAAGUUCCAGCUGCUUCCUGCGCAAGGCAUUCACUUUGGUUCGCAGAUAUGCGGCAACCCUCCGCCACCUCGGCUUCUCAAGAUUGUCAACCUGGGGAAGUUUGAUUUCGCUUACAAGCUUGUCUCCACGUUGGCGCCACCUGCGCCUGAAGCGGCGGCCGCAGCAGACAAAGGCAAGAAAACGGAUAAGAAAGGAGGUGGUGGUGGUGCAUCGGGUGAGCCCCUGGAACUCAACAGCUUCACCGUGGUCCCUGCUUCUGGAACAGUCCUCCCUGGUAGCCACAUGGAGCUGUCCGUCUUCUUCAAGGUGGACACGCCUUGCCUGACGUCAGAGACGUUCCACAUUGAGAUUGCUGACAUGAAUCCCUUCCUGUAUCCGGGAGGCGUGGCGUACGAGCUCUCGGGUGAAGCCUGCAUUCCAGGCAUCAGCACGGAGCCGAGGACCAUAUUCUACGAGUACCAUGUGGUGGACGAGAUUGAUCUCCUGGCUCCCAUCCCAAGCUUUGGAACGUAUUCCAGAAAGGAUGAGAUGUUCUCCUUUGGGCCGGUUAUCAUCAACCAUGAGAAGGCAGCGCUCGACGCGAGUGCAGGUGGCAACAAGGACAAGCCAGCAGUAGUAGCAGCUCACAAGAAGGGCGCAAGGGACGUGUGCAUGACGGCACGGCUUCGUAUCGAGAACCCUCUGCGGGUUCCAUGCUCUGUCGAACUGGUGCUCCGUCGGCCGGGCGAAGCAGCGGCAAAGUCAGGUGGAAAAGAAAAGCUUCCCGUCAAAGGAGGUGGCGACAACUUGCUGUGCAUGGAGCUCUCCCCCCUCACGGCUGACAUUCCACCCCUCGAGUACCAGUUUGUUACAAUCUCCUUCAAGCCUCUGGCGCUGCAAAAGUACACGGGGCUGCUCGAGGUGCUUGUCAAAGGCCGGGAGUCGCCACAGUUUACAUGCCACAUCCAGGGAGAGGGAACCUUGCCUCACUUGUUCGCCGAGUCGCCCUCGGCAGUGUCCCCGCUGGGAUUCCCGUGGCUCGACUUUCCACGGCUGCUGGUUGGAAAGUCACAUACGCUGCCCAUUGUUCUUGUCAACAACGGCCUGGUGCCUGCCGUGGCCAGGCUCGAGUUGGCUGGGGACGCCAGCGACGGAUUGGAGUCGUGGCUCCACAUGAGCCAGGUGACCGAGCAGGGAGCGGUGCCGCUGCUUGUUGGGAAGAAGCUCACGUUUCCCGUCGGCUGUGUGGAGACGGCCAGCGUCACCUUCACGCCUCGUGCCGCUCGGCAGUACAAGCAAGACAUCAUGGUGGUGGUGGAUGACAACCCAUUUGAUGCCGUCACCAUAUCCAUCACGGGUGAAGGCUACAGCGAAGAAGUGGUGUGCCUUGGAUUGCCCAAGGCGCUGGACGACGCCAUAUGCUUCGACGACUGCGGGGUUGGAGGCAGCACCCACGUCAUCUUCACCCUCAAGAACGCAUCGCCACUCAAGCACUGGCGCUUUGGCUGGUCUGACGCACCAGCGUUUGUGAGCUUCAGGCCGGCGCUGGGCCAUCUCCACGCGGGUGCGUCCAAGCAGAUCACUGCGACAUUCAGCCCCACGGAGGCGGUGGAGUACAUGGACAAGGACAUAUACCUGCAGCUGUGCAACAUUGUCUACACUGGACAGGGCGGGGAGGAGGAGGAGCCUCCGCCCGACUGGGACGACACCAUGCUGCCGCCUCCCAACGAGGACGCGCCUCCCGAAGGCGGCAAAGGAAAAGGUGGCAAAGCGGCGCCGCCACCCGCAGCAGCUGCCAAGGGCGGCAAGGGAGGCAAUGCUGGCGCUGCCCCCGAGCUGACCAUCGACUCCAACAUCAACCCCGCGGAGCCAGCCUUGGAGGUGGUCAAGGGGAGCGCCAAGCUCGUCGCGUACAAGCUCCACGCGGUGGCCGACAAUGCGCGAUACGAGUGCAGCGUCCAGGCGGUCCAGUUCAAGACAACGAUGAUGUUCCAGGUGAGGACGUACCCGUUGGUGGUGAAGAGCCUGAGCAAGGCGAGCAUGCCCUUCUCGUGGCGCGUGGAGAAGGCAGACGGCUCGGUGGAGGCAGAGGAGCAGAGCAUGUACGCGGUGGAGCCGGCGUGUGGUGUGCUGCGGCCUGGCCUGGACGCCCACUUUGUGCUCAAGUUCUGCCCGCUCGAGGUGCACGAGUGCAGCCGCGUGGUGGCGUGCCACAUCCCCACGCUGGAGCAGCCGCUGCGGCUCCCCGUUUGCGGCAGCGUGACGAGGCCGUGGUGCCACUUUGAGCUGCCCCGGAGCGACUAUGCAAGCCGGAGGGACGGCCACUUCCCGGGGCCCGACGGGGAGCUGGGGCCCUUGGACGCUGGCAUCCACAUCAUCGAGUUCGACUCGCUGGGCUGCAACAUGCGCAACGUCAAGUACUUCACCGCCGUCAACCCCACCAAUGUGGCCUACAAGUUCGUGUGGGAGGAGAAGAAGAGCCAGUCGCUCAGGUGGACGGCCUACGACCUGGAGCCCAUCACUGACGACGACGUCUUCCCCCGUCCCUUCCGGUGCAUGAUGCGGCGCGGCCUCAUCCCAGGCGGCAAGAGGUUUGAGAUGGGAUUCGAGUACACCCCGAUGAGGCUGGAGCUGCACGAGAGCUUCUGGACCCUCCGCAUCCCGGACAAGAGGAUCGAGGUCAACUUCCUCCUGGUUGGCAACGUCAAGAAGCCCGAGCUGUCUCUCAGCUGCUCCCACGUCGACUUUGGUCAGGUCCUCGUCAAGGCCAGAGUGAAGCAGACCAUCUACCUACACAACCCCGAGCCUGGGCCCUUCGCCUUCAACUUCGACAAGCUCAGCUACUCGCCGUCGCAGCCGGGCCAGGUUGCGGUGCUCACCUUCACUCCCUCGAGUGGCAUUGUGGCCCAAGGUGCAACCAUACCGGUGGAGCUGCUCUUCUCGCCGGCGCUGGAAGGCGACCACUCGUUCGACAUCGUGUGCAACCUCCGCAUGGCCUCCCCGCUCUUCAUGUCUGUCAAGGCGGAGGCCUACCUCUACCACGAGAAGCUCUACCUGGAAGGCGGGGACGACGGCAGGCCGCUCGCCCUCGUGGCAAAGGAGGCCUUCAGGCUAGACUACGGGCGGGUGAUGAUCAACUCGAGGGUGUACCGAAAGUUCAUCCUCACCAACUCGGGCAAAGCGGCCUUUCACUUCAUGUGGGGCUGUGGCAGCGACAGCGCCCUGCUGCGAGCGGAGCCAGUCGCCGAGCUGGUGGCCAAGGAUGAGCAGCUCACCUGCGACCUCCUCUUUCACCCCACCGCAGAGAGGACAAUUGUGGACCUUCCCAUCGUAUGCCAGAUUAUGCACGGCAACAAGUACCUCAUUCAUCUCAACGCCACCUGCUACCGCCCCAGGAUCAAGUUCAGCUUCCACGACUUUGACUUUGGAGCCCGCUUCCUGCACCAGCCCGGCUUGACACCGCCCUCCACGGACCUCACGCUCUCCAACGAGGGUGACGAGGUGAUCACCUGCGAGCUCCUGUACGAGAACACCUCCUUUCUGGAAGUGGAGUACGUCAACAUGAGCUUGAGCCCCGGCCAAAACCACACCAUCAGGGUGACUUUCAAGCCGGAUGCCUUUGUGCUCUACAGGGAGGCUGUCAAGUUCCAAAUAUGUGGCCUCGACACUGUGACCAUCUCGGUCAGAGGGGAAGGCGUGCCCGUUUUGCUCGAGCUAGUGGAUCCCAGGCAGCGCUACUUGUCGUUUGGGGUGGUCCGGCUGGGGAAGACGGCAAAGCAACACGUUCAGAUCACCAACAAGAGCAAAAUCCUGGCUCCCAUAUCCUUUGAGCCUAGUGCCGACGCACUGGGCAAGCUGGGCAUCACAUGCCUGCCUGCCCAAGGCAUCCAGCUGCCGUCGAGAUACACUCGCCCCAUGGAGCUCGUCUUCACUCCACAAGCCAGGAUGACCAAGUUUACCGAAGGCCUUGUGCUGGAAGUGGCGGGGACCAAGUCGAGAGUGCUGACAGUAUCUGGCAUUUGCCAUGCUGUGGUGGUGAAGCUCAACCAGAGCGUUUUGCCCUUUGACAUCGUAACACUGGGCUCCAAGGUGACCAAGAAGAUACAGCUCGAAAACCACGGGGACCUGGCAACCAACUUUGCGUGGGACACAACCAAGUGUGAGGCGGAUUUCACCAUCUUCCCCAUGGAGGGGUUCCUGACCCCUCGUCAGGUGUCAAAGCUGGACGUGACCUUCCAUCCUUCGGCCGCUAAUCCGGACAUGAGAAUCGAGGACAUCCCUUGCCAAGUGGAGGGCGGCGAGCCGCUGCACUUGACGCUCCUGGGGGGCUGUGUGGAGCAAGGGGCGCCCGCGGAGACGCUCAAGUUCAUGGCAGCCGUGCGGGCCACCGAGUCCAAGAUGAUCCAGCUCAAGAACCCGACAACGCAGAACUGGCUCGUACAUCCCGCCAUCUCGCACCCCUAUUGGAGUGGAGCGGUGACAGUGCAGGUGCCGGCCAACCAGAGCAUAGGCUACAGCCUCACCUACUGUCCCCUGACAAUGAGCAAUACGCACCUGGCCACCAUCUCCUUCCCGCUGCCCUUCGGGGGCCUUGUGUCUUAUCAGCUGUCGGGUGAGGCAGGGCCGCCACCUCCCGAGGCCAGCAUCAAGCUGGACGCCAAGGCGCGGCUCACGCUCCCCUUCAGCCUGCACGUCCCAAACUGGCUCAAAGCCACUCAGCAGUUUGUCGUCAUGGUAAGCAUGGUGCGGGGGGAUGCCACGACAGUGAUCAAGGGCCCCAAGACUAUCGACGUGCCCGGGCUGUCCAACAAGGAGUGCGUGUUCUACUUCAAGGCCCAUAAGCCUGGGAGCACCAUGAGCACCGUCACGUUCAAGAACGAAGAGAGUGGUGAGUACUCGCUGUUCAACGUGACAGUGGAGACGGGCAGGGCCGACAUUGUCGAGUCAGUGCUCCUCGAGUGCUUUGUGAGGCAGCAAGCGUCGCGCACGCUUCGCCUCAGGAAUCCGCUGGACAGGCCUGUGGUGUUCAAGACGAGCUGCACGGGCCAAGGCGUGGUGCUGCCCGCCCAGGUGCAAGCUGACGCAAUGUCCAGCGCGGCAGUGGACGUUGCGUUCCGACCCCUGGUGCAGGGCAGCAGCCAGUGCAGCCUCAGUCUACACAGCGACGACCUCGGGGAAUUCGAAUACCAGCUGACGCUCAAGAGUGUGGCAGCGCCAUCCGAGGCCCCGUUGCUCUUCUCCGUGCCCCUGGGCAAUCAGCUCGUACAGACUUUCCACUUUAGGCACACACUUCCAGUCAAGGCCACGUACAAUUGCCUGCUCUCUCAAGCAGCCAUUGACGGAGGCUUCACGGCCGAACCCAGCAUGGUGCAGGCCAAUCCAGCACCACCCGACGGCCUUGACCUCCAAGUCCAAGUCGUGUUCGAGCCGUCGCGGAUCAUGGACGAGUUCCAAGGCUUGCUCACGUUGAAAUCGCCUGAAGGGUCUGACUUUUGCUGCCAGCUGCUGGCAAGCUGCAGCAGCCCGUCUCCUCAGGGUCCCUUCUUCAUCAAGGGCAGUGGACAGAUCAACUUCAAAAACGUUUACAACGACACCGUCCAGUUUAACUACACCACGGACAAUCCAGCUUUUGUGGUGAGCAAAGGUGAGAAGAUGCAGCCCAAGAAGCAGUCUAAGCUGGUCGUUAGCUACAAACCAGAAGCACCGAACGCCCCCAAGACUGGCCGACUCACAGUGACUUGCAAUGAAACAGAUGAUGUAUGGUCGUUCUACCUGCAAGCUGUCUAGAGCUUAUAUCUAUGUAAUGCUACAAGCUCUCUUUGGAAUCCUUGUUAUAUGAACUAAUUUUAAGUUAGGGUC
Messenger RNA from Selaginella moellendorffii, 14368 nucleotides. Its product is annotated as hydrocephalus-inducing protein homolog. Gene Ontology annotation, cellular component: axoneme. The record is from RefSeq and is a predicted model, not a curated record. NCBI's taxonomy places the organism in Eukaryota, Viridiplantae, Streptophyta, Lycopodiopsida, Selaginellales, Selaginellaceae. Gene Ontology annotation, biological process: cilium movement; axonemal central apparatus assembly.